This is a messenger RNA of Pterocles gutturalis (yellow-throated sandgrouse), 1337 nucleotides long. Its product is annotated as mini-chromosome maintenance complex-binding protein-like. Lineage: Eukaryota; Metazoa; Chordata; Aves; Pterocliformes; Pteroclidae. Gene Ontology annotation, biological process: DNA-templated DNA replication. The transcript has 11 exons. The record is from RefSeq and is a predicted model, not a curated record. The annotation marks the transcript as partial. Gene Ontology annotation, molecular function: chromatin binding.
CCAAAAUGUUCCAAACUCUGAUUGGGAAAAGAAGGUAACUGAAUACUUCAAGGAGAAAUUAAAAGAAAAUAAUGCUGCUAACUGGGUUCCAUCACUGAAUGAUGUUCCUGUGCAUUACCUAAAGCCCAAUAGUUUAGUGAAAUUUCGCUGCAUGGUUCAAGAUAUGUUUGAUCCUGAGUUUUACAUGGGAGUAUAUGAAACAGUUGACCCAAAUACAAAUGCACGUGUUUUACAUUUUGGUAAAUACAGAGAUGUGGCAGAAUGUGGGCCAAAAAAAUUUUAACUCCUCACAAACAGUCACCUUGGAGAGACAGACUUUCUACUGCGUUCCAGUGCCUGGUGAAUCAGCAUGGGUGAAAGAAGCAUAUAUUAGUGCAAGCCAAGCUCGAGUUAGUCCUUCAACAUCCUACACACCCAGUCGCCACAAGAGGAGCUAUGAGGAAGAUGAGGAUAUGGAUCUACAUCCAUCUAAACAGAAGGAGCAACAUAUGGGUGGUGGAGGUGAUAUCCAUGGAUGUGUGGAGCCAAAGAGAUUAGAAACGGAGGCUUCUGCAGGUCAUCAUCUCAUUUCUCCCAACUGCUCCCCUCCACUUGACUUAAAUUUCCCAUUGCCUGGAGAGAAGGGACCAGCAUGUCUUGUCAAGGUCUAUGAGAGCUGGGAUAGCUUCAAAGUCAACGAUGUUCUGGAAGUAUAUGGGAUUUUGUCAGUGGAUCCGGUGCUGAGCAUAGUAAAUAAUGAAGAGAGGGAGAGCUCAGUCCUCGAUCCUAUGGAGUGUAUGGACACAGCAGAAGAACAGAGAGUACACAGCCCUCCAGCCUCAUUAGUCCCCAGGAUCCAUGUGAUUUUGGCACAGAAAUUACAACACAUUAACCCAUUACUGCCUGCCUGCCUUAAUGAAGAGGAGAGUAAAACCUUUGUUUCUAAUUUCAUGUCUGAGCUGUCGCCAGUGAGAGCAGAGUUGCUUGGGUUCCUCACCCACGCCCUGUUGGGAGACAGUCUGGCUGCUGAAUACCUUAUAUUACAUCUCAUCUCUACAGUUUAUGCAAGACGAGAUGUGCUGCCUCUGGGGAAAUUCACAGUCAACUUGAGUGGAUGUCCAAGAAAUAGCAUCUUCACAGAGCACAUAUACCGCAUUAUCCAGCAGCUUGUUCCAGCAUCCUAUCGCCUACCAGUGACCAUUGAAAACAUGAACCGUUCACGAUUUAUCCCGCACAAAGACUACACAGCAAAUCGCUUAGUCAGUGGAGUAUUGCAGCUUGCCAGCAACACUUCCCUUGUGGUAGAUGAGACUCAGCUUGAGCAAGGACAGCUUGACGCAACAGGUAGGCAUUUCUUG